This is a messenger RNA of Vitis riparia (riverbank grape), 747 nucleotides long. RefSeq lists its product as uncharacterized. The record is from RefSeq and is a predicted model, not a curated record. NCBI's taxonomy places the organism in Eukaryota, Viridiplantae, Streptophyta, Magnoliopsida, Vitales, Vitaceae. The transcript has a single exon. The coding region runs from base 307 to 513 and encodes 68 amino acids.
GAAGGACCGCAAUUGAUUACCACACACAUAAUGCUUGGAGAGUUAGCUGGCUAGCGCUUGUGGGCUUUUCACCAUCUACUUCAAAUUAUGCUGAACCCUACCAACAAAGGGAUAACAAAAACACAAAAGAGAAAAAAGAUUUGUAUUGAUUUCCCAUAUCCCAUACUUUAUGGGAUUCCAUUCCCUCUCUGAAGUAGCUGCAGGCAUAGUACGGCAUCCGAAGGCUUUUUUAUAUGCUUGCUUGAUACUUCUUCCACCUCUUCCUUUGCCGCAUAGACAAAGUUGGAGCACUUGGUCAAGCUUAGGAUGAGGGAUUGGGCAGCUCUGCUGAUAGCUUCGGCCCUGUUUGCAUUUCUGUCUCCGGGAUUGAUCUUUCAAAUUCCUGGGAGGGAGCGACCUGCUGAUUUUAUGGGCAUGAAAACUAAUAUAGCCGCUGUAUUCGUUCAUGCAGUUAUCUACGGUUUGCUUCUCAUUUUAUUCUUCAUUAUUCUUAAUGUUCACCUCUAUGCCUAGGAGGUAUGGAGACAUCACUGGAAGCUUUUUGAAAGCACAGCCUCAAGCCUCAGGACUCAGGCUUCAGCUCCUCUGGGACUGAAUUUUGGAGUUUUUUGUCUUUUAUUUGCUUAUUGAUCAGUGAUAUAUUCCUGCUAAUGAAGGAAUAUUCAUACUUGUAGCUUAUGAUCAAGCAAGUGCCUUAAUAAACAUAGUUGUGUUUCUUUCUAUACAAUAAUUUUGAUUGUCAAGAAA